Messenger RNA from Brenthis ino (lesser marbled fritillary), 1446 nucleotides. The record is from the annotation of a GenBank genome assembly. NCBI's taxonomy places the organism in Eukaryota, Metazoa, Arthropoda, Insecta, Lepidoptera, Nymphalidae.
AUGGAUGUAUUUAAACAGGGUAUGAAAGGUCCAACAAGGCCUGCACCUAGUGUACCAGGAAUGGUUACCAGGUACUCUCCAGUAACUAAUUGGAAUGAUGACCCUUUUGAGGCAGAUGUGUUUGAACCACAACCAUAUUCGCAAAAGAAGAAACCACCUCCUAGGCCACCACCACCCAAUAUACAGAAACAAUCAGAUGUCCUAAACAAACCUUCACAUUUUAUACGUAGACCAACAGUCCUUUCUUCUCUUUUGUCUCGGAAAAAUAAAAAUACAGUGAACCAUCCAAGUGCUAACAACCAGUCUAAUGUGUUAACAAAUAUAAGUAGUGAAGUGGACACUAAUAAAAUGUUUCCCAAGUGUGAUAAAGUUAAUAUACAAACCGGAACUCUUAUAGAUUUGUCAUCACCACCUAGUUCUCCUACUUUCACAACUAGAUCCAGUAGUGAUGGUGUCAGUGUUGACAGUUUUGGAUCUGAUGCUACAACAUCAACGAAUCAUCAUAAUGCAUUUAGUGGAGGAAAUGCUUCUCAAGCUGAGAGUGGAUUUGAAGAUGACUUUGAGCUCUUCGUAAAUACCCGAAAACCACUAAGCAAAGAGGAUACAUUAGAAGAUUUUUCAACUGUUGACCCAUUUUCUCCCCCAGUUAUAAAUAAACCUACAACUAUGAAAAAAUCAUUAUUUAGUUCAGAUUCUUUUGAGACAUUGAGUAAUGCAAGUAGUCAAUACUCGGUUCCUCCAUUUAAAGGACCAACAAUAAUUCGUGCAAAGCCAGCAAGACCUAAGCCACCAGAUAACUCUGCACUGUUAAAAAGCACAUUUGGAAGCAAUUUCCAAACAACCUCAAUGAAUGUUAACACUACUACUCCUAUUCAGAAAAUUGGCAAUGGUUUUGUAGAUAAUGUGGAUUCAAAGGCGAUAAGCUGGGAGCACGAAGGAUCUCCAGAAAGAGAACCCACACCGCCCAUGCCGACUAUCCCACCGCCACCGCCACCGGUCAUCGAAGACGACUUACCAGAAGUAUGGCCAGAUGAUAUCCCAGAUUUGGAGUCAUUAGAAAUAUCUGAUGAAGAGGAGCAACCGUACGCCGUUGCACUAUUUGAUUACUUCACAGAUCAUCAGGAAGAUUUAUGUUUUUCAGCGAAUUCGAAGAUUACAUUGAUAAGGCGAGUGAACGAUGAAUGGUUGUACGGAAGAUUGAGAAGUGGUGCAGAAGGCCUUUUCCCGUCCAAUUACGUAGAGGUCAAAGUACCGCUACCAAACGAGAGGCCAGCUGGGAUUGGUCAGGCGAUAGCAUUAUACGACUUCGACCCAGUGCAAACAGGCGACCUAACGUUCAGAAUAGGGGAUAAAAUUGCUGUACUCUCGAAAAUCAACGAUGAGUGGUACUUCGGUGAGUGCAAUGGCCUGAAAGGACAAUUUCCCGCGAAUUACGUUCAAAUGAGU